This is a messenger RNA of Plenodomus lingam JN3, 1248 nucleotides long. RefSeq lists its product as uncharacterized. Gene Ontology annotation, cellular component: cytoplasm; membrane. Lineage: Eukaryota; Fungi; Ascomycota; Dothideomycetes; Pleosporales; Leptosphaeriaceae. The record is from RefSeq and is a predicted model, not a curated record.
AUGAGCAGCGGUGACUUGCAUGUGCAGCUGGAUAUUGAUGGCUUCAGCCGAGUACUGCCGCUGCCCUACCGCGUGGCACUCAUCAUCGUCUUGGGCAUCUGGGCUUGGGGCCUCAACCUUCACUACCUCUCCCUGAUCAAGAUCGAUGUCCCGAGCCUAAUUCGAUAUCCCGGGCGCACUUCACCACACCACCCUCCACACCACCUCUCCUGCUACCGCAUCGCAACAUUCCUCUCCAUACCCCUCGCGCUCUCCCUCCUCUUCUUCUGGUCCCUCACCCAUGGCAGCCCCAAAGACAUUGCGGCAUGGGAGAUCCUCCCAAACCUCUAUCUUCUCGUCCUCGUUGUUAGCUUCAUCGUACCCCUUCCCUUCGUCUCGCGCGCCGGCCGCUCUCGCACCCUCACAACCUUGAAGCGCAUCUCCGUCGGCGGUAUUGCAGAGGCUCAAGAUGGAAAGUUUGGUGACAUACUCCUCGCCGACGCCCUGACAAGCUACGCAAAAGUCCUCGGCGACCUCUUCAUCUCCCUCUGCAUGUUCUUCUCCUCCUCGCAAAGUUCAACCGGCCCGCCAAAUCGAAGCUGCGGCGGCGCAUUCUGGGUUCCCUUCAUCAUUAGCGUUCCCUCGCUCAUCCGUCUCCGCCAAUGCAUCACCGAAUACUACCGCGUCCAAGCCGCAAACAAACGCACAGGCAGCAUCGACCGCUCCACAGGCUGGGGCGGUCAACACCUCGCCAACGCGCUGAAAUACAGUACCGCAUUCCCCGUCAUCAUCCUCUCCGCCCUCCAACGCUCCCCUGACCCCUCCUCCUUGGGCCUUUCGGAAAAAACACUCUUCCGUAUGUGGCUCGUCGCUGUGCUCAUCAACUCGGGAUACUCUUUCUACUGGGACGUUGCCAAAGAUUGGGACCUUACCCUCUUCUCAAGCUCACGAGAGCGCAAUAAUCCCGAGUAUCCGUGGGGCUUGAGAAGACAUCGCUGGUUCCACGCAAACGAGUUUUACUAUGCCUCCAUUAUCUUGGAUGCCUUGUUGAGGUGUACAUGGAGCUUGAAGCUGAGUGUGCAUUUGGAUCAUUUCAAUGAUCUCGAAGGCGGCAUAUUCACAAUGGAGGUUUUGGAAGUACUGAGGAGAUGGGUGUGGAUUUUCUUCAGGGUCGAGUGUGAGUGGGUGAGAAACCACAGGGGUCCAGCACCAGAUGAUAUUUUGUUGGGCGACGUAGGAUUGGGGAACAAGUAUGAUGACAGUGAUUAG